AUGGACAGCGACGGCAUCUCCGGGGGGGUGUCGCUGCUCCCGCCCUGCGACGCCGCCAGGAUCCGCGCGGCGCACCGCGUCCCCUCCCUCGCCGUCGCCGUGGAGGCGGCAUAUCAGCUGCUGCGCUCGCUUCCGCCGCCGGGGCCCACGCACGAGAUCCGGGUGGUGGCGGCGCCCGCGGCGUCGGGCUUCACCGUGGACCUCGCAGGCGCGUAUCGGUCGCCCGCCGCGGCGGCGGCUGCCGCGUCGCCCCGCCACUGCCGGGGGGCGGCAGCGGGGCUGUCAGAUCUCACGGCCGUCAGUCAAGAAUUGCGGCUGUGUGUUGCCGUGGAAGCGGCGCCGGGACGCGGGCGCGGAGCGCGGCACACGACCCGCUCCCGGGAAAGCCUGGAGAUACUCUUUGAGCGGCGUUGGAGGGGCGCCGACACAGAGACGGGAGAGGACCCCUGGACCGGCGUCUGUGCCGCAUUGACGGCAAAGCUGCGGGCGGCACGGCAGGCAAACGAGCACCAGCCCCCUCCACUACUGCUCCACCUGCGCUGCGAGGUUCGUGGGCUUUUCUACUGCAUGCCUGUGCGGCAGCGUUCUGCAGCGGGCGGGAGCCACACCUCCUACCGCCUUCGCGCGGAACGUCAAGCACUUCUGUCGGCCGCAUACCGCAUGGCAGUGGAAUGCAUUUUGGCACCGAUGUAUCUUUCCCUUCACGAAACCGCGGGGGCUGCCACCUCGCUCUGCCUGCAUCUGAGCAGCAGCGGGAGCCUAACUGCGGCCGCCGUUGACACCGCCGACGUCGUCUACGUUGAGAACUGCGCCCCGCAACGGGGUGGCGCGGCGGCGUCGGCGGCGCGGUCGACGAAGCGGCGGCGAGAGGAGUCUGAAGGCGUUCGCGAGGCGGGCGAACCCUCACACACGCUCUCCACUGCGCACCGCGUGCUCGCCGCCGUCUUUCCCCACCUCCGCCUCCACAGCGAGCCGUUGGAAGCCCCAUGCAGCAACGCGGCUUCGCGGCUUCGCGAGGCGGUGGUUGACGCCGGCAAGUUCGCCGUCCUCUUCCUUCUCCCGGCGUGGAGGCCGCAGGAGGCGGCGGGGCGUUUGGGCCGCCGCCCCGCCGCACUGGACGCCGUCGUGGUCGCCAAGUCGGCCGCGACCACGGCGUGCCACGUGGUGGACGAGGCGCAUCGGGUGUACCGCCAGGUGGCGCACGGCUUCACGACGCUGUGCCCGCUGAUUGUGUUUCUGGCGGAGUCGCUGCUGGGGAGCGACGACGCCGCGCUGCGAAGGAUGUUUCGCGCGGCGGAGCGCAUUUGCCGCUGCGGGACGGCGACGCUCCCGCAGGAGACACCCCACGCCCCACGAAGGGAGUCACCCUUUGCCGUCGUGGGGGACCUCACGGCGGCGGCUGGGGCGUUGCGAUGCCGCAACGUCGCCGCGGCGGGGCUGCGGGUGUCGUCACUGACGCAGCGCCUUUCCGCCGCGCGGCGUGCGCCAAGGGCAGGCUUCGUCGACGGCGCCCCGCCGGCAUCCGUCCCACGGCGGACGCCGUUUUGCCCGCCGAGUUUGGCGGGGGGCUCUUGCAGGGCGAGCACGCUCCCACAGGUGCGGGCUGCCAUGCGGCUGACGCUUGACCCCGCCCGCAUUGCGCCCCGCGCCUACGCGGCCCCGUCUGUGUGGCCCGGCCUUGGCGAGGCGGACGCGGCGGAGAACUCGCCCUGCCCUUUCCGCGCGAGGCACUUCAUUGCCCAGUGGGACCGCAAGUUUCUUCUUCUUCACAUGAGCGAUACCGGUGGAUGUGCGGGAGCCUCUCGUCUUGCCGCGAAGAGAUCUCCCCUCUCCAUUUUGCCUGCUGCCGCGGCAACGACGGGGCUGCUGACGCGCCCGUCCAAGCAGCAGCGGCAGCAAUCGUGUCAGCAUCCGCUCCCGCCCGCGCUGUACAUUGUGGAUCAGCAUGCGCUUCACGAACGGCUGCGGCUGGAGUUUUUUAUGGCGACCGCAGAGUCGUACGUGCGGCACCUCCCUGCGUCGGUCGCACUGCACGUCCCGAUACCAGACGACAUUCGCCGCGAUGUCACGGCCUACGAGCGCGUCCUCGCGAAGUGGGGGUGGGGCUUUGCACGCGGCAGCCCCCACUGCGAUGGAGGUGGAGGUGCAACGGCAGCAGCAGAGUCCGGAGACGCCAAGGCGCUGCGGUGCUGCGUCGCAGUCACGCAGUGGCCUCACCUUGAACUCGAAGGGCACACGCUACACCUGGACACCAUGGAGACCCUCCGCGCAACCGUGGAGGAGUUUCUCACCGCCCCUCCACCGCGGCAGUCGCCUGCCGCAGGCGGGGCAGAAGCCGUGGGGGACGGCGAUGUGGCACUGCAGAACGCCGGCGCCCGAGUUCUUCCUUCUGCGGUCCUCAACUUUUUAAUCACACGAUCGUGUCGCGGGGCUGUCAUGUUUGGCGACUCUCUUCCUGCAGCUGCGGUGGAGCAACUCAUCGACGCACUGCCGGCCGUUGCACAGUAUACGCUUUGUUCACACGGCAGGCCUUCUUUCGCCGUUAUUCGCAGUCGCGGAACGUAA
Messenger RNA from Trypanosoma conorhini, 2565 nucleotides. RefSeq lists its product as uncharacterized. The transcript has a single exon. Lineage: Eukaryota; Euglenozoa; Kinetoplastea; Trypanosomatida; Trypanosomatidae. The record is from RefSeq and is a predicted model, not a curated record. Gene Ontology annotation, molecular function: ATP-dependent DNA damage sensor activity; ATP binding; ATP hydrolysis activity. The coding region runs from base 1 to 2565 and encodes 854 amino acids. Gene Ontology annotation, biological process: mismatch repair. Gene Ontology annotation, cellular component: mismatch repair complex.